This is a messenger RNA of Rhipicephalus microplus (southern cattle tick), 1174 nucleotides long. RefSeq names its product 14 kDa phosphohistidine phosphatase. Lineage: Eukaryota; Metazoa; Arthropoda; Arachnida; Ixodida; Ixodidae. Gene Ontology annotation, cellular component: cytosol. The record is from RefSeq and is a predicted model, not a curated record. Gene Ontology annotation, biological process: peptidyl-histidine dephosphorylation. Gene Ontology annotation, molecular function: protein histidine phosphatase activity.
AAGCCAGCCACAAGCCGAGUGACGUUAGUCCGGCGGGUUGCGGGCGAUUUUUUAUGCCGGUAGUAGUUGUGCAGCGCACUUUGUCGGCGCUUACUAAGGGUCUUUCGACCAAAAGCAGCGUGAGAAUAUCCGCAGCCGUAUUGGUCCAACGUCAGAAAGAAGCUCGAGCUUUGCACGUGCGAUCGCCAUCGGCUAGCAGCACUUUCGGGCGCCGUGUUGCAUUCCGUCAGCCGUUCCUGUCAGGAUCCCGUCUUAGCGCGAGCCAAACGAUGUCGGAGUGCAGCAGCCUCGAAAGCAUUCCCGAAGUGAAGCUCGACAACGGACGGUUCAAGUACGUUCUCAUCAAAGUGCACGACAAGACUGACCCCAACCGAAGCAAGCUGCUGGUGCGGGGAUCUGCAUCGGCCACAUACCAUGCGGAUAUUUACGAGAGGGAGAUGAGCAAGAUCGAAAGCAACAGCGACUUCGAGACGGAGUGCUUGGGUGGCGGCAGGAUUAUCCACAAUCCGGACUGCGGCGAGAUCAAGGUGUUCGGAUACUCCCAGGGAUACGGCCAGGCGGAUCACAGCAAGGCCGUGGAAAUACUGAAACGCAACUUCCCGGACUACAAGUCCAUUACGUGGUCGAAUGAGGGAUACCCAAUCAUGUCAGCAUUGAGUGGUGUCCCAGAUGUGACCUUGGAGGUUGGACGUAGCCGGUAUAUACUGUUGAAAGUGUACUUGAAGGAGGACGAAGAAACCUACAAAUACGUCGUCCGUGGCUCUGUUCUAGCUGCUAACCAUACAGAGGUACUGGAGAAGGAGACCGCUGCCUUGAAUGCAGCCAGCCUGGAGUGCGAAUGCCUUGGCGGUGGAUACAUCAUCCACAUCCCAGACACUAAAGAGCUUAAAGUUUAUGGCAACUCCCAAACCUAUGGGCAAGCGGACCAUGCAAAGACAACGGAGAUACUCAAGAAGCAAUACCCAACUUACAGCUCGAUCACUUGGAGCAACGAUGCCAUUGUGUAACAGCACGCGAUUAGGCAAAGGCAGAGCCAACAGAAAACACCACCAAAGAGUUUUGUCGUUUGCACUGUUCCUUCUUAACUUCCAUACACGAGGCAGCUUCUAAGGAGCUGCCUAGGUUGUGAAUGAUCCAACCAAUACAGAGUGGUAAAUAAAGUGAGCUGUGCCUA